This is a messenger RNA of Pogona vitticeps (central bearded dragon), 1117 nucleotides long. Lineage: Eukaryota; Metazoa; Chordata; Lepidosauria; Squamata; Agamidae. The record is from RefSeq and is a predicted model, not a curated record.
UCGGCUCAGCUGCUAGCCAGUCCUCUCCUGCCUCAGCUUCACAGACCCCGUGGUUUCAAUGGACCUCCUGCGAGCCGUUCUGCAGCCCAGCAUCAACGAGGAGAUCCGAACGGUGUUUGGUCGAUACAUGAAGUUCUUCCAGAAGGCGGCAGGCAAUGUCCGAGAGAAUGUCGGGGAAGACGUGGACGUGGAGCAGCUCAUCCGUGAGACUUGCCGGAGCUGUCUGGAACAGGCCAAGCUUCUGUUUUCUGAUGGCAAGAGAUCGGCUGCCCGGCUGCCCCAUGAAGUCCCACCCAUGAAGCGCACGAAGCCCAUGGAGGAGGAGAUGAGCCAGCAGGGAAGCCCCAUCCCCAGAAAGAGGAAGGGUCGCCCUCCAGGACAGAGCCAGCCGAGCGAUCGAGGGGCUUCGAAUGUGGGCACGUGGAAAACCAAGUCCUCGGAGCCACUGCAGAGGGACGGUCCCAAGUGGGACCCCUUGCGGAUCACCGAGGCCACUGCCUUUGUGCUCGGAUCGAGAGCCAACAAAGCCCUAGGGAUGGGAGGGACCAGAGGCAGACUCUACAUCAAGCACCCCCACCUGUUCAAGUACGCCGCUGACGCUCAGGACAAGCACUGGCUUGCUGAACAGCAACACAUGAGAGCCACAGGGGGCAAAAUGGCCUAUCUCCUUCUGGAGGAGGAUAUCCAGCACCUCGCUGCUAGUGAUGAGUACAGAGGAUCUCCAGAGCUAAAACUGGACGAACUCAAGCCCUUCACCCCGCCACCAUGGAUGAUUGUGAAGAUGCGGAAGUUCAUGGACAACCUGCGAGGCGAAGGGGAACCUCAGCCCCCAGUGCCACUUGAGGCGACUCAGGAAACCUAAAGCUUGUCCACCCCGGUCCUCAUGGAGGACGACAUCUUGGGCUUGUCUCUCUGCCGGAUGGCGAUGGGUUUGCUCCCUGAUAGCCGGGGCACUUGAGGCCACGAGAGAGCAGCCACCAGGCCAGUUCCAGCAGCUCCGGGCACUGUCGUGACACAGGGUCCUUCCCGGGGCUCCCCGUCUUCCUCUUUCUGUAUUGGUCCUUGUUCCUGGUUUUGGGAAGAAGCUCAAAAAUAAAACGCAUCUCUGCAAACUUGC